This is a messenger RNA of Dicrocoelium dendriticum, 416 nucleotides long. The record is from the annotation of a GenBank genome assembly. Lineage: Eukaryota; Metazoa; Platyhelminthes; Trematoda; Plagiorchiida; Dicrocoeliidae.
UGCUUGCUUGCCCCUAUCGCGUCUGCACAUUGGAUUUUGUCGGUGACCUGACAAUGCAGAAUUGCCCACUGGUCAUCGACGGACUUACAGCACACUCGUCCGGAUCAUUAGGUGCCCAAACAAGUGUUCCACUAAUGGGAGAUGCACGCAGCCACGUAUCUACACAUGUGCCUCGUACCCGUCUUCCACUCACAAGUGUAUGCUUACACCGAAUCGAUCUGGGGCGAAAGGAUGCCUUGGUUGCACCACCUGUCGCACAACUGAUCACUCGUUCUGCAGGUGGCACCUAAUUUUGAUGUUUCAGUUUUGUAACUAUUGCGUUGUCUCAUAAUGUCUUUCGCAAUUCGACCCUUUUGUUAAUUCAUUUGCUAUUUAUUUACCGAAAUCAAUUAAUCAACAAUAUAACCCCAUCAUGC